Parnassius mnemosyne (clouded apollo) is the source of this 642-nucleotide messenger RNA. NCBI's taxonomy places the organism in Eukaryota, Metazoa, Arthropoda, Insecta, Lepidoptera, Papilionidae. The record is from the annotation of a GenBank genome assembly.
AUGAAACACUCACGGCAUGUCAUAGAGCCUUUGGUGAUAACAACUACGGCUCAUUCAGCUUUCGAAAAAGUGUUCCUAGAUGUGGUAGGACCCUUAGAUCGUGAUAUAGACGAUAACAAAUAUCUUUUAACCAUUCAGUGCGAAUUAUCUAAAUUUAUAGAAGCAUAUCCACUCAAAAAUAAAGAAACUGUAACUAUUGCUAGAACAUUUGUUAAUAAUUUUAUUUUAAGAUUUGGUGUACCUAAAAUAAUAGCGACAGAUAGGGGUAGUGAAUUCAUAUCCUCAACUAUGACUGAAAUAUGUAAGUUAUUGCAAAUUGAAAAAAUAAACUCUACAGCAUAUCAUCACGAGUCUAUUGGUGCCCUUGAAAAUUCUCACAAGCAUCUAGGAUCAUUUUUGCGAAUUGUGUGUGAUAAAUAUCCUGACACAUGGAGUUACUGGAUUCCAUAUUGGUGUUUUACUUAUAAUAAUACGGUGCAUUCUUCAACGAAAUAUACGCCUUACGAACUUGUCUUUGGUAAACCAAGUGAACUUCCUUGUAGAAUAAGUAGUUGUAUAAAACCAUUGUAUAAUCCUGAUGACUAUAACUUGGAAUUAAAGUAUCGAUUACACGUUGCACAAAAUGAUACACGUGAAAACUAG